AUGAAGAAGAAAGCUCAAAUUGACUCCAAGACCCUCAACACAAUUCAAUGUGGUCUGACGAAGGAGGAGCUGAACCGUGUCAGACCACCUGAGAACGCAAAGAAGUUGUGGGACAAGUUCUUAGAACUACACGAAGGGACCAGUGACGAACCAAAUCCCACCAACUACCUAGCGCUGAUGGCAUACGAACCAGAAUCAGAAAGUGAAUCAAAAGACGAGUCUGAACCUGAAUCAAGUCAUGAGUCCAUACUUAGUCGAAAUCAAUCACAGUCUGAGGAUUCUUGUCUGCUUAAUACUGAUAGAGGAGUAGGUGAGUUCCUUCUCGUCUUCCUCACUGAUCAUAGUUUAGUUGAAAUCUAUGCAUUUCUUCAUUUCUUUCUUAAUUUUUUUGAAAUCAAAGAUCAUGAUGGAGGAGUUAUACUGAUUAAGGGUGUGAUCUUUGUGCAAGGUACGACGACAACAACUGCAACAAAUAAUUUCUCUGAUGGAAACAAACUGGGAGAAGGGGGAUUUGGUGUUGUUUACAAGGGUCAAUUGGAAGAUGGACAAAGGAUUGCGGUAAAGAAAUUGUCCAGAAACUCCUCACAAGGUCCAAAUGAGUUCCAAAAUGAACUCUUGAUAAUAGCCAAGUUACAACAUAGAAACCUUGUUCGUCUUUUGGGUUGUUGUAUCGAAGGCACUGACAGGCUUAUUGUUCUUGAAUACAUGGAAAAUAAGAGCUUAGAUGCCUAA
This is a messenger RNA of Zingiber officinale, 732 nucleotides long. Its product is annotated as G-type lectin S-receptor-like serine/threonine-protein kinase At1g61420. The transcript has 4 exons. Lineage: Eukaryota; Viridiplantae; Streptophyta; Magnoliopsida; Zingiberales; Zingiberaceae. Gene Ontology annotation, molecular function: ATP binding; protein kinase activity. Bases 1 to 732 code for a protein of 243 amino acids. Gene Ontology annotation, biological process: protein phosphorylation. The record is from RefSeq and is a predicted model, not a curated record.